Messenger RNA from Vicia villosa (hairy vetch), 2492 nucleotides. Its product is annotated as choline/ethanolaminephosphotransferase 1-like. NCBI's taxonomy places the organism in Eukaryota, Viridiplantae, Streptophyta, Magnoliopsida, Fabales, Fabaceae. The record is from RefSeq and is a predicted model, not a curated record. Gene Ontology annotation, molecular function: phosphotransferase activity, for other substituted phosphate groups. The coding region runs from base 1132 to 2301 and encodes 389 amino acids. The transcript is spliced from 20 exons. Gene Ontology annotation, cellular component: membrane. Gene Ontology annotation, biological process: phospholipid biosynthetic process.
GCAUUCCCCUGUUUUAUUUGGAUCCGGUUGCAUUUUAUCUGCAAAUUUUUCGUUUUGAUUUUUCCCUUUUUGACUGUGGUGUGCGAUUUUUAUUUUAUUUUAUUUUAUUAUUUUUCUAGUUUUUUAGCGGAGAUUUUUCAUGAUAGCGUUCAAAGUUGGUGUGGUUUGUGUUUGUUUUGAUUGUGUGGUUAUAGAACAAGUGGUUUUGGCAUGAUUCGUGAAUUUCAUGUAUUUGUGUUGUGUAGUUGUUAUAUGCUUAUGUAGCAUCAAAACUUCUGAUUGAAGUUGCGUGACACUGAUGAUAACACUGUAAUGUAACGUGAAGUUACAUUUCUUCUCGUAUAUUUUUGAAAAUCAUUAUUGGCGUCUAUGUAUCAGUGUUACUAGUGUCGUGUCCAGUGUUCUGUUAGUGUCUGUUCUUUUGUAGUGUAUGAGUUGAACAAGGUACUAGUUUGUGCGUGUUGUUGAAGAUUUGAAGGGAUAUAAAGAUAUCUAGAGAUUGCUGUUCUAGAGUAUUUUCCUUGAAUGAGGAGAGGAUUAGUGAGUUUAUAGCGGGAUAAAAGAUUCUGUUCUCACUGUUUUUAUUAGUCUUUGAGUAGUGCUUCAGUUUAUUUAUCUAGUCGUUGCAUUUGUUUCAUCUGUCGAUUACAUAUUUUUGUGCAUAGUGCGUGUUUAUAGACAGAAACACCGUAUUUAUUAUUCGUAGUGGUGUCAAUCGGGGAUCAUGGAAAAAUGCAAGUUGUUCAAAUUUCGUUACGCCGUGGUGCAAUAGCCAGUGCUGCUAAUUGACAACAUAUUUUACUCAGAGUAGUCAAUCCUGGAUAGCGGGCAGAGCGGUCGACCCUAUAAAUGAGAUAGCGGGAUAGAUCCUGCCAAUUGUGUUUUAAGUCUAUUAGCGCCUUUCGUGUGUGCACGUGACUUCGAGAAAUUAUUCGAAUUUGUGUCUGAGAGAUUGAUUGAAUUUCACUGUGACUAGAGUGGGAAUGUUUUUUCAGGAGUUGAAUAACUUGCUUAUCCAACUUUAAAAGUUGGUAUUGGAUCAAAGAAUAAGAACAACAACUUAUCUGCAAUCAGGUUUUACUAAGGUUUAGCCUGUACUUGAAGCAUAUUACGUAGUUUUGCUUCGAGAGAAUGGGUUAUAUCGGGUCUCAUGGUGUUGCAGCUCUGCAUAGAUACAAAUAUAGUGGUGUAGAUCAUUCCUAUGUGGCAAAAUAUAUACUACAACCCUUCUGGACUCGCUUUGUUCAUUUUUUUCCCCUAUGGAUGCCUCCAAACAUGAUAACGCUGAUGGGCUUUAUGUUCUUAUUAUUGUCUGCAACGCUUGGCUAUGUAUACUCACCUCAUUUGGACUCACCUCCUCCAAGAUGGGUUCAUUUUGCACAUGGGCUACUUUUGUUUUUGUACCAGACAUUUGAUGCUGUUGAUGGGAAGCAAGCUAGACGGACAAAUUCUUCAAGUCCAUUGGGGGAGCUGUUUGAUCAUGGGUGUGAUGCACUUGCUUGUACAUUUGAAGCACUGGCUUUUGGGAGCACAUCCAUGUGUGGAAGAAGUACUUUCUGGUGGUGGUUAAUAUCUGCAAUUACAUUUUAUCUUGCAACCUGGGAGCACUAUUUCACCAAUACACUUAUACUGCCUGUUGUAAAUGGACCUACAGAGGGUCUUAUGAUAAUAUACUUUGCUCACUUUUUCACUGCUUUCGUCGGUGCUGAGUGGUGGGCCCAGCAAUUUGGAAAGUCUUUGCCUUUUUUGAAUUGGUUGCCGGUUCUUGCUGAUGUCCCAACAUUCACAGCUAUAUUGUGUUUGAUGAUAACUUUUGGUGUUAUACCCACAGUCGCGUUCAAUGUUAUUAAUGUUUCUAAGGUUGUGAAGUCAAGAAAUGGAAGUGUAGCUCUUGCAUUGGCAAUGCUUUACCCAUUUGUUGUCCUUGUCGGAGGAGUGCUUUUGUGGGAUUAUUUGUCACCAUCUGAUAUCAUAGCCAAUUAUCCACAUUUAGUUGUUAUGGGAACAGGACUUACUUUUGGAUAUCUUGUGGGAAGGAUGAUUUUGUCUCACUUAUGUGAUGAGCCAAAAGGCUUGAAAACUGGAAUGUGCAUGUCUCUCAUGUAUCUCCCACUCGCGAUUGCUAACGCACUUGCAUCAAAGCUAAACGAUGGGGUUCCUAUAGUUAAUGAGAGACUAGUUCUUCUUGGUUACUUUGUAUUUACAGCAUCACUUUACUUGCAUUUCGCGACGUCUGUCAUUCGUGAAAUUACCAAUGCACUGGGAAUAUAUUGCUUCAGGAUAACUAGGAAGGAAGCUUGAAUCUAUCCAUGAUUUGAUUUAGCUUGCAAGUGAAGAAAACUACUGGCAAGGUUUAUGUCAAUACUAAUUUUGCUGCAUGGAUUUUUUCAAUAUGUAUUGAUUCUUAGAUAGGCUAGGAGAUCUAUUUAUGGAAACUUAACUGUUCCACCAUUAUGAAUAUUAAUGUUAGUUUCAAGUAUUGAUUCUAUGAA